Manduca sexta (tobacco hornworm) is the source of this 1078-nucleotide messenger RNA. RefSeq lists its product as uncharacterized. Lineage: Eukaryota; Metazoa; Arthropoda; Insecta; Lepidoptera; Sphingidae. The record is from RefSeq and is a predicted model, not a curated record. Bases 296 to 1054 code for a protein of 252 amino acids. The transcript has 3 exons.
CAACAUAAUUGUCCAGUACGAUUGUGGCGUCCAGGGCGCGUGGACAGUGAUCGCAAAUACCUUUUUAUUUUUUGAAUUAAUUUAGUCGUGGGAAAUAAAAUAUACAGCCCUGACUAUUGUUAAAUAAACUUUUUUAGUGGUUCGAAUUUUAAAUUAAUUUGUUUUUUUUCUUCGAAUGUGAUUUCGAUUGUUGAGUGAUGAGUUUUCGUAAUAAAUUGUGUAUCGAAUAGAGAAUUCAAAUGAAAUUGUUCACGGACUUCACAGUUAAUUGAUAGUUUAAAAUUUAUUCUUUACAAUGUGGCGUUUAUUCCUAACCAUUGCUUCCAUGCUGGUGCUGGUGGCAGGUCAUGGGCGAGUGAUUCAGCCAACGUCCAGGGCCUCCGCCUGGCGAGCAGGGUUCCCCACCAAGCCAGACUACGAUGACGAUGGCGUCAAUUGCGGAGGCAUGUGGCACCAAUGGAGUUACAAUAAGGGCAAAUGCGGCAUUUGUGGCGACAGGUACGAUGCCAAGCCUCCGCGCGCCCACGAACUCGGCGGCACCUACGGAGAAGGCAUCAUAGUCGCGCAUUACCUUCCUUCAUCCGUCUUUACCGUCACAGUCCACCUCACCACCUCCCACAAAGGAUUCUGGGAGUUCAAACUGUGCCCCGAUCCCCACAGGAACGAUCAAGAGUGCUUUGACGAAUACCCCCUAGAAUUAGAAGAAGGGGGCACGAAAUACUAUCCUACACGGGGCAGUGUGAAAUACGACGUCAACUAUCGGUUACCAUCAGGUCUGGUGUGCGACCACUGUGUUCUGCAGUGGAGGUAUACAGCCGGGAAUAAUUGGGGUAUCUGUCCCAAUGGUACUGGGGGGUUGGGGUGCGGGAAUCAGGAGCAGUUCGGGGCCUGCUCUGACGUAUCCAUAGGGGCUGGUAAGAGUGGACUUAAGUACAAGCCUGAGGGAUACGACGAUAUGCCCUCGGUUUUACUUCACUAUUUGUCAAAGGGAUACUAUGAUUUACAAGGUAAGAAUGAUCGAGACAUUGUAAAUAACGAGUUGGAUUAUUUAUAAAUAAAUUAAGGUGUAUAUUUUGUA